Oryza brachyantha (malo sina) is the source of this 1310-nucleotide messenger RNA. Its product is annotated as 30S ribosomal protein S5. Lineage: Eukaryota; Viridiplantae; Streptophyta; Magnoliopsida; Poales; Poaceae. Gene Ontology annotation, molecular function: RNA binding; structural constituent of ribosome. The transcript has 2 exons. Bases 83 to 1072 code for a protein of 329 amino acids. Gene Ontology annotation, biological process: translation. The record is from RefSeq and is a predicted model, not a curated record. Gene Ontology annotation, cellular component: small ribosomal subunit; ribosome.
AUAAGCCGGCAAGCACCCGCUGGCCGCCGCACUUGCAUUCCCCCCUCCCUUCCCCUCCCCUCCGCCGGAGCGUCGUCUCGAAAUGGCCGCGACCUCCUCCACCGCCACCGCCAUGGCGAUGGCCACCACAUCCUCUACCGCCCCCAUUGCCACCGCGCCCUUCUCCUCCCUCCCCCUCCGCCUCAACCUCCGACCCAAACCCCUCCUCUGCACCUCCCGCCGCCUCCUCCUCCUCCCGGUCCGCAGGUCAUCCUCCUCCUCCUGGGACCAGCCCGUCUCGGAGGAAGGGGAGGAGGAGGAUUCCGAGGAACCCGGUGCCGCCACGGGAGAAGACGAUGGCGAGGAGGAGGGCGACGAGAAGCCACGGCCCGAGCCAGUGGCCGCCUCGGGGUUCGAAUUCGCGGCUCCGCCGGAGGGCUACGUGGAGCCGGCUCCGUUCGACGAGCUACCCCCGGAGUCGCCUGAGGAUGUGGCGGCGGCGUACGAGGCGCUCUACGGGCCGGCCUUCAGCGGCGAGACGGUCAUGGGCAACAACGUCUUCGAGGUCAAGGUGGUGGAUCCUAUCGACAUGGACCGGGAGCAGCGCCCCACCGACGACUUCAGCGAGCGGGUCGUGCAGGUCAACCGCGUCACCAAGGUCGUCAAGGGCGGAAGGCAGCUCUCCUACCGUGCCAUCGUCGUCGUCGGCGACAUGAAGGGCCACGUCGGCGUGGGCGUCGGCAAGGCCAAGGAGGUCACCGAGGCCAUCACCAAGGCUGCCAUGAACGGCCGUCGCAAUCUCGUCACCGUGCCGCUCACCAAGUAUUCGACCUUCCCGCAUAGGGCCGAUGCAGACUAUGGUGCAGCCAGGGUCAUGUUGAGGCCUGCUUGCCCUGGAUCAGGUGUCAUUGCAGGUGGAGCGGUGAGGGUCGUGCUUGAGAUGGCUGGGGUUGAAAAUGCUCUGGGGAAGCAGUUGAGGAGCAAGAACCCCCUGAACAAUGCAAGAGCUACCAUCAAGGCGACCCAGAUGAUGAGGCAGUUCAAGGAUGUCGCUGCAGAGCGCGGGCUUCCAAUGGAGGAGCUAUGGAAAUAAUGAAAUAAAUUAACCUUCAUUCCCUCCAUUAUUUUUUUUCUUUCUUCUCCAUUUCUUGAGUUCAUUGUCAGUUGUAUGUAUCAGUGGGGACAAUCCUGCAUCAUUUCCCCCUCGAAAUGUAUUAUGUCCAUAUUUGCAUGGCAAAGCUUUAGAUGAAUUGAUCUGCAAAUACAUGUAGCUUCAUGUCAUUUGUGCAUCAGUGGCACAGUUUGGAUGAAGUAAUCAACAAAUUAAACAC